CACGUGCUCAUAAUCAGAAGCAUUUGUUUACAUUAGCAAGUCAGUACUGCCCGCUGUUCCAUCGUAGUGGAUCGCAGACCGCAGCGACGAAGCAAAAUCGUCCGAGUCCCGCUGCCUCAUUUUCGUACCGCAAGAUGGAUUUCGACUUUUUACCCAGGGAACUCGACGACAUCAUGAAGCAGGCGAUCGCGAGUAGCAACGAGGAGACCUGCUACAUAAUCGACCAGCACGAGGUGAAUCCGACGCUGGGUGAAAACAACGGCUUCAUCGGCGACAUCGGCAAGCUCAUAAUCGAGUUUCGCGACAUGACGUGGGAGAGGCCGCAGCAAGAGUCGUUCGAGCUCGAGAGCUGCGAGUUCCUGGUGAAAGUCCAGCCGCCAGUGCGCGAGUACGAGAGCUCGCGCUACGUCACGGAUCGCGGCGUCUUCUCGUACAGGCCCGAGCUCUACAACGAGCUGCUGCCCUUCGUGACCAAGUAUCAUCGGAAGAAGAACAGCGAGGACUUGGCGCCCAAGUGCUACCUGGCCAAUCGUCGAGUGCUGGUCCAGGAGGACCUGCUGGCCCAGGGCUUCUACGCCUGUCCCAAGGGAAGCUGGCUCGGUCUCGAGGAGCUCCGAGCCGGUUUGAGGGCGUUGGCGCGAUUCCACUCGGCGGGGAUGCUCGCCGACUGGCGCAACUACUCGACGCUCCGGGACAAAUUCCCGAGGCUGUUGGAGCGUCGCGAGAAGAAGGCGCGCUUCAUCGAGGCUCGGGUCCGCAAGGGCGUCGGCUUCAUCGAGAAGCUGCUCGAGCUGAGCCCGUUGGCGGCUGUGCGCGAUUUCAGCGAGGCGCUGAUGAAGGUGCUCGAUCGCGCCUACAACUGGGACGACGAGGACAAGGAGGCCAAGGAGGUGCUGAGCCACGGCGCCGCCUGGCCCAGCAGUCUGCUGUUCAAGCGAAAAAAUCCAAAAAAUCCAAAAAAUCCCCAAGACAGUUCCCAAGAGUCCACGGCAGAGAAGACCGACGAGCUCGAGGCCGUCCUCACGGACUACGACGCGGUGCAUUACGCCCCGAGGACUCUGGACGUGGCCCAGUUCAUCUACACGGGUGUGCAUCCCCGCGAUCGCAAACACCUAGAGGACAGUCUGCUCUCGUGCUAUCAGCAGGAGAUGUUCAGGUGUCUGGGCGAGCCGGGCCUGGGCUUCGUCGGCUACGAGGCGCUCAAGCAAGAGUACGAGGAGAUGAGGAUCGUCGCCAUGUAUCUGUCCACGCGCUACCUGCCCAUCUGCUGGCUAGAUCGGAAGAUGCUGUCCGUGUGCUGGGCCGAGCAUCUCGACGACUUCUACGAUCGGUUCGUCCUGACGGACGACCACGAGGCCAUCCUGGAGGUGUGCGCGUGGAACGACAAGUACGCCAAGAGGGUGUUCAGACUGGUGAAGCAGCUGCUGCGGGCGUUGCUCGAGCGCGACGACCAGUUCAGGGAGAAGAACUACGAGUUGGUGCGACGCUUCGGGCUCGUCAACUGGAAGAAGGUAGUUAAUAAAUCGGCAGAGGUCGAGGAGUGGAUGUCUGCAUCUACGGCUUCGUUGGGCGAGUCGAUCGCGUCGUCGACGUCAUUAGCUUCGAUAGAUACGGUUGACGCGUGGAAGUAA
Messenger RNA from Trichogramma pretiosum, 1631 nucleotides. RefSeq lists its product as uncharacterized. The transcript has a single exon. Lineage: Eukaryota; Metazoa; Arthropoda; Insecta; Hymenoptera; Trichogrammatidae. Bases 135 to 1631 code for a protein of 498 amino acids. The record is from RefSeq and is a predicted model, not a curated record.